Molecule: messenger RNA, 1814 nt
Organism: Cydia amplana
Lineage: Eukaryota; Metazoa; Arthropoda; Insecta; Lepidoptera; Tortricidae
Product: plexin domain-containing protein 2
Exons: 12
Coding region: 92-1720 (542 amino acids)
Source: RefSeq, a predicted model, not a curated record
UCUGUUUUAUCGUUCACACCGCCAGCGUGGUAAACGUCAAUGCCAAGACGGUCUUAUAUUUUAAACGUAAAUAGCACAUCCAUACGCUAAAAUGGACUUUUUCAACAAAAAAGUGAGUGUUCUGAAGCUUGCCGCUGCUGUAUUGCUAUGUUUUCACCUCUCAAGCCCAGUAAAUGCAACAUGGGAAUACAGUACCCACGAGACCGGUGUAGACUUCGUGCCGUACCGUCAAAAGCGGGACGCGCCACCCCCGCCGCCGAGCGCCGCGCCGGAGCCAGCGGCCGCGCCGAUCGCGCCGAAAACCGCCGACGCGCCGCCGCCGACAAACGCCACUGUUGAGGACAGCAAUAGGACUACUAAUCUCACGGCUCCUACAACCACCACCACUACGGCCCCAGUGUCAGUCACGAAGAUCCCACUGCUGGGGGUCAACGGAUCUGGCAUAUACAAGGGGAACACCUCCGUACCCAAAGUGAGCGACCCAAUACUGGCCGACGACAACAUAACGACUACCAACUUUGAGCAGCAAGAAACCAUGAUUGAAGCUCAAAAGAACAUCAGCAAUUUGACUUACGACCACCACAUAUUCUACAACAGCACGUUCAUAGGCAACGUGACCUUCUUCCAAGAGCACUGGGCCAACAUCACCAAACCCAAGCUGGACAUACACGCGGUGCUUAGCAACUCGCACAGGCGGGCUACGACCCUGAAGCUCUCCUUCCCCUUCCCCUUCUACGGGCACCCCCUCCACAACAUCACCGUCGCCACCGGCGGGUUCCUGUACACCGGCGAGCACGUGCACAACUGGCUCGCGGCCACGCAGUACAUCGCGCCGCUGAUGGCCAACUUCGACACCACUCUCACCAUCGACAGCUGCGUCAGGAUGUACGACGACGGCGAGAAAUUCACCGUUCUCUGGGAGAACGUGAAUCUUCGUGAGGACAAAACGAAGAAUUUCACGUUCGCCGCCACCCUGUAUAAGAACGGGGACAUAACGUUCGCGUACAAGGAUAUACCGAUUCCGGUGCAGUUGAUCAAUGAUAACGAGCACCCGGUCAAAGUGGGCAUCUCUGACGCCUACCUCACUGACAGGAUGAUGUUCUACGUCCGAAGGAAGACGAUCUACGAAUACCACCGCGUGACGUACAAGGGGCACAACAUCACCAGCAACACCCUGCUCAAGAUGAUCGCGUUGCCGACCUGCCUCCAGUACAACACGUGCGAGGAGUGCACCAAUCACGACACGGAGUUCAAUUGCUCGUGGUGCGAGGCGCUCAAGAAAUGCUCCAGCGGCACUGACAGAAACAAACAGGACUGGGUGCUGAGAGCAUGCGACAAAACUCAAAUAGUGAACGCCAGCCAAUGCCCGGCCAGCCCGAGCCCGCCACCCGCCGGCACCGACGUCAGCGGCACCGUGUACGUCACCGACGGCGAGCCGAGCCGGCACGAGGCCGUCAUCAACACACAGCCAGAAGUGGUCCCGUCCGGGCAGGCGGUUAAGGCGCCGGUGCCGGCGCCGCACGCGGGCGGGUCGCCUGUGGGCGCGGCCGUCUCCGCCAUCGCCGCCGUAGCCCUGGUGGCCGCGCUGGCGGCCUGGCUCCUCUACGCCUUUAAGAACCCGCACACCAGGAGCGGGCAGCUGCUCAUCAAGUACCGACCAUCCCAAUGGAGCUGGCGACGGGGCGAGGCGCGCUACACCGCCGCAACCAUACAUAUGUAAACAACCUUUCCAAAUUACCGUCCUGAGAGGCAGCCCUGGCCGAAAGGUACCUUAGGCCCUGGAGUAUGUUUGCUAAACUAAAUUGAGCCUUAUC